Molecule: messenger RNA, 5901 nt
Organism: Pecten maximus
Lineage: Eukaryota; Metazoa; Mollusca; Bivalvia; Pectinida; Pectinidae
Exons: 4
Coding region: 146-4894 (1582 amino acids)
Source: RefSeq, a predicted model, not a curated record
UUUGGAAUAGAGAAUUACUCGGGAAAAAUACUUCGAAUGCUGUACAUUUUAAAGCGUUUUAAUACUAAACGUUACCUUAAAGGUUCAAAAGACUGAUCUCCAGAACGUAGUCGGCUUCAAUCUAUAAUAGUAAAUAAACUGUAACAUGGGAAAUACACAGACAGAUAGGGGAGCAACAGGCAGAGAUGACGCAUCCCCACCUAUCAGCAGUACUUUCGGCAGAUCAUCGACAAUUCGUAAAUCUCAGACAACAAGCUCGACAUUGUCUUCUCGCUUGAGAAAACCGGGCUCUCCAGGCUAUGAAAUAGCAACCGAUACAAAAUCACAAUGCAAUCGUCUGCGGGAAACCAAUGACAAUCCCAUGACAACAUCUUCACCCAAGGAGAAAGAACCUGAUGAAAGAACAUCACAAAACACUGAGGUAUUAAGUCAAAGGGAUUUAAAUGAAAGUUUCCAGAUAAAGGAAUAUCAGGUAAAACGGCAAACUACGGAUCAACAUCGGGAAAAGAUUACGGAUCAACACAAGGAAAAGAUUACGGAUCAACACAAGGAAAAGAUAACGGAUCAACACAAGGAACAAAUUACGGAUCGACAUAGGGAAAAGAUUACGGAUCAAUACAAGGAAAAGAUUACGGAUCAACAUUGGGAAAAUACUACGGAUCAACAUAGGAAAAAGAUUACGGAUCAAUAUUGGGAAAAUACUACGGAUCAACAAAGGGAAAAUAUUACGGAUCAACAUAGGGAAAUUAUUACGGAUCAACAUAGGGAAAAGACUACGGAUCAAUACAAGGAAAAUACUACGGAUCAACAUAGGGAAAAUAUUACGGAUCAACAUUGGGAAAAGAAUACGGAUCAACAUAGGGAAAAUAUUGCGGAUCAACAUUGGGAAAAUAUUACGGAUCAACAAAGGGAAAAUAUUACGGAUCAACAUUGGGAAAAUAUUACGGAUCAACAUUGGGAAAAUAUAACGGAUCAAUAUUGGGAAAAAAUGUCGGAUCAACAUUGGGAAAAUAUUACGGAUCAACAUAGGGAAAUUAUUACGGACCAAUACAAGGAAAAGAUUACGGAUCAACAUUGGGAAAAGACUACGGAUCAACAAAGGGAAAAUAUUACGGAUCAACAUUGGGAAAAUAUAACGGAUCAACAUAGGGAAAAUAUUACGGAUCAACAUUGGGAAAAUAUUACGGAUCGACAAAGGGAAAAUAUUACGGAUCAACAUAAGGAAAAGACUACGGAUCAACAGAGGGAAAAGAAUACGGAUCAACAUAGUGAAAAUAUUACGGAUCAACACAGGGAAAAGAUUACGGAUCAAUACAAGGAAAAAAUUACGGAUCAGUACAAGGAACAGAUUACGGAUCAAUACAUGGAAAAGAUUACGGAUCAACACAAGGAAGCUGAGGAAGACGGUUUAUCUUCAGACGAUGGAAAACCGUAUCCACUUAGUAUGCAGGACAAAAUUAAAAUUUCGCGAAUUCAAAUCACGAAAAAUGAGAACAAACAUAAUGAGAAUACACAAUCUGUUAGUCUGGAGUUAAGUCAGGGAAGUUUUCACGAAAGACGCGUGAUAAUGGAGACUACAGCUCAACAAGAGAAAGUAGGGGAAGACGCUUCCUCACCGGGCCUUGAUAGAGGACCACACCCAUUUAGUACGCAGGAAAAUAUUGAAAAUUUGCAAAUUCAAAUCUCAAACAAGGAGGACUACCAGGAUGAAGUUGCACUCAAAAGCAUUCAAAUGUUAAGUCCUACAAGUGUCCUUGACCAGGAAAAGAUGACGAACAAUGCCGAAAAUGAAAAGGAAUCAGUUCGGGAAAGGUGUCGACAGACAACUACCCUUCGUAGAUCCAAGUCAGUUCGAGAACCACGGUCUACAUUGUAUUCCUGUCAAUCUCCUUUGAAGGAAUCAAUUGGUUUCCGUCCACGAUCAGACAUGACUUGCGAUAUACGUCUGUAUGACAAUAAUUCAGACGAUAAAAUAAUGGUAAAUUCAUGUUCAGCCCAAGUAGCGAACAGACGUUUUUACCCUGGUAUUUCAGAAGGUACACCAGAAAAAAUAGUCAAACCAACGACAUCACCACAUCCGCAGAGACGAUGUGACAACAGUACUGGCGACACUGACCAAUUGGACGUAUGCCCCAUACAAGAAGAGAAAUGGGAGAUUUGUUUACAACACCCAAAGUCAUCUGAUACAGAUAAUGAUGUUGUACCCAAUAAAUAUUCAGAAAGGACAUAUUUAAAGCUCUCUGAACCACAGAAGCAAACAUACAUAUCCGAGGAAGCUACUCCUCCGUCUUCACUACCGGCACUCCCCAAACAAACUGAACUUGUUGACCAUUUCGUCAGCUAUUCAUAUUCUGACCAACCAGCAAUAGAGACAGGACCUACAUUUAGUACGCAGGAAAAUAUUGAAAAUUCGCAAAUUCAAAUCUCAAACAAGGAGGACGACCAGGAUGAAGUUGCACUAAAAAGCAUUCAAAUGUUAAGUCCUCCAAGUGUCCUUGACCAGGAAAAGAUGACGAACAAUGCCGAAAAUGAAAAGGAAUCAGUUUGGGAAAGGUGUCGACAGACAACUACCCUUCGUAGAUCCAAGUCAGUUCGAGAACCGCGGUCUACAUUGUAUUCCUGGCAAUCUCCUUUAAAAGAAUCACUUGGUUUCCGUCCACGAUCAGACAUGACUUGCGAUAUACGUCUGUAUGACAAUAAUUCAGACGAUAAAAGAAAGGUAAAUUCAUGUUCAGCCCAAGUAGCGAACAGACGUUUUUACCCUGGUAUUUCAGAAGGUACACCAGAAAAAAUAGUCAAACCAACGACAUCACCACAUCCGCAGAGACGAUGUGACAACAGUACUGCCGACACUGACCAAUUGGACGUAUGCCCCAUACAAAAAGAGAAAAAGGAGAUUUGUUUACAGCAACCAAAGUCAUCUGACACAGAUAAUGAUGUUGUACCCAAUAAAUAUUCAGAAAGGACAUAUUUAAAGCUCUCUGAACCACGGAAACAAACAUACAUAUCAGAGGGAGCUACUCCUCCGUCUUCACUACAGGCACUCCCCAAACAAACUGAACUUGUUGACCAUUUCGUCAGCUAUUCAUACUCUGACCAACCAGAUGUAGAGACAGGACCUACACAUGUAUGCACGCGUAGACAUGAUCGUAAGGAGAACAAACCAACCUUUCAGUCACUCAUAACAUCUAGACAGUCCAUUCCCGUGGACAAACCUGUUGUAGAGGAGAUAUUACCACGUACAUACACAUCAUCGAGUAGGCUAACACAGAAUAGAUCUGAGAAGUUGAUCUUAUCUGAACGAGAAAUGAUCGCCUCAUCUAGAAGGUACAAGACCGUUGGCCAACCAGUUAAUGAGAAAACAUCGCCACGUAAAUAUGUAUCAGCGCGAGCACUAGGUCAAAUGAAAAGUGAACCUGCGAAAAGGAACCCAAGUGACAUAGAAUCAACCGCCAAAUCUAGAGGGUACCUUGCCAUUGGUCAAAGUCUUGUGGAGGAAGCAUCGCCACGUGCGUAUGAAUCAUCGCGUAGAUCUUUCCUUACACAGAAUGAACGACCGAGGAUUACUACGUCUGACUUAGAAUCAAGUACAACAUCUUGUGAGCCACUUGCUGUUAAACGAACGCCUGCAACGAAAGGAUUGCAGAGAUCUAUGACAAUGCAGGACAAGUCAAGGACAUCUGUAUCUAAAAUGUUUAACCCCUACAUGCCUCAACUUUCGGAGAGUCGUGAUACACAAACAUUCAGCAAUAUGUCGAUGAAAAGCACAGGAUCCAUGCCUCGAAAUAAUUAUAAGAAAGCUACAAGACGAAUUUGUUCGGAUUCAGAUUCCCAGGUCACUAGUCGAAGGUAUCGGACCACUGACGUAAAAGCUUUGUCAUAUCAGCGGGAACCGACCCAGGCGACGAUGAUGCUUGUUCCAAAAAACAGUAUUGGGGUUUGGAAGUUCGGAGAGGACAACUUCUUUACUACCGUUCCGAAGGCAUGGUCUGUUUCCGACUGCAUUGCGCAUGUAAGAAACAAAAUAGGAAGAUUCGGAUACGGUGACCUUGACCUUUGGAUCAAGAAUCGUUGCAUCAUGCUAGACAAAGGGAAGUCCCUCUCAGAUUACCCUGGGUUAAAAUCACUUUACGUCAUCCGGAGACCGUCCUCCAGAGACCCACAUCCGUUCCACCAGACAUCAAGGCCUGACGACACAGACCCGUUUUCAGACGACACGUGUGUAGCGAUGCCAUGUGGCCAUGCUGUCUCUCCAGAAAACCUAUAUCUAUACGCAUGGAAAAAAAUACAAAAUGGCGGGAUCGAAGUCACGUGUCCAGCUAUACCGGAUAUAAACAAGCCAGGUGAACAAUGCUCAAAAACAUGGGAGUUUAAGUCUAUAAGUAAACUAGCAUGUCUCUCUAAUGACGAAAAUAACCUGUUUUGUAGCAAAUUAUUUUCAAAUGUUUUAGAAAAAGAGGCCAAUAUUUAUCUCUGUCCAGUUUGCAAUGAGGCCAUUUUCAGCAGUUGUAAAACGGCGUUCAAAUGCUUCAACUGCGAAAAAAGUGGAGCCUCGUUUUCGUUCUGUGUCAGAUGCAACCGAACCACUAUUGGUGAAAACUGCUACAAUCCUGAAUGUCAAGAAAGUUUACCAAAAAUAAGAGCAUUGUUAAAGAACUGCGGAACGAGAACUCUGGUAGAUGUGCCGAACUGCCCUUCCGUUCGCGCAUGCCCAGUGUGUCACUGUAUCAUUGAAUACGAUGAGGGGGAAAGUUGUAAACACAUGACUUGUCCACGGAACUCUUGCCAGACGAAAUUCUGUUUCAUUUGUCUGAAGGUGAAGACGGACAAGUAUUACUGGCCGUGUGGGGGCGCUUAUCAGGCUUGUAACCCUAGUCCGAGACAGAUUAUCUAGGAUUUGACAACACGAGAAUGCGUCAUUUUGUGUUAGAACAUCAAUUAAACUUAGAACAUUUUACUUUUUCCAUAUCAACUAUACGAAUAUGAAGGAGAUUCAGACUAGGACAUUAACCCUUUAUCGGUCUUUAUAAGAUAUUUUAGCUAAGGAUAGAAAUCUGACGAGUACUGCUACUUGUCAGAUCAUUUAGUCGAUGUUGUAACAAACCACGCUAGAAAUAGACAAAAGGUUUUGAUUAAACUUCCAAGUAAGUAUGUGUGUAUAUUAGAGCUUUGUUAGUUCGGACACGUGUACAAGAACUUAGUUAGCCUGGACACGUGUAUUUGUAUAGAUAAGAACUUUCUUAAUUCGGAUACGAGUAUUUUUGAAGGUAAUGAUAAUGACUUUGUUAGUUCGGACACAUGCAUUCUGUACAAAUAAGUAUUAGCUCUGAUAGGUGUGUAUGUGUACACAAUAAUUCGGACAUUUAUAGAACGUGUGUAUGUACUGUAUAUAUAUAUAUCGACUUGAAUGGGAAUCAGUAUUUAAUAUUGUAAUGUUUAUCACGGAGGUUUUAUGGAAGUCUGCGUGUGAAUUCGGAAAGCAUGAAAGCAAAGUGACUCAAUAUCACUUCAAAUCCGACCACGAAAUCUAACUCCGGUCGCCAUAGCAAAUGAGUGUAUAGCCACUGUAUCAUCCGACCACCCAGAAACUUUCUGUAUAUACAUAUGUAUAUGUUGUGUGUUAGUUCUACAGUGAAGCUUCGUAUAAACAUGUUUGCCAAACUAUAACAAAAAAGUUAGACGAUUUUAGAAUAAUAUGGAAUAUUUUGAAUCGUUAUGAAAAUUAAUAAUGUGCAACGCUGUCCUGAUGGAGAGAUUCAGGGUGUUAUCAUAAUUAAUAUAAUUAUAACAUUCAACUGUUAUUGUAUUCUCACUCUACUAGUUUGGUUGUUUUUUUUUUACAUUUUUCUUUUCAAAUUGUAUUACUUUAUUAUAUAAAGCAUUAAAAUAUAAUGAUAUCGA